AUGCCUGUGAAGGACUUCCUUCACCCCGGGCUCUGUGCCAAUACUAAGCUUUUGGAUGAUGGCACUCAAUUUUCGUGUCAGGAAAAUGCCGACAAAGGAUGUGGUGGAUGCCAUUUGGUUCAGUAUUGCAGCAAGGACUGUCAAGCUGCUCACUGGGCACAACACAAACUUUUCUGCAAGUCUCCUCUAGGAAAAGCGACAUGGAGGCCAGCAUGGGCGGUUGAGAGGCGUCCCCCAGCUUUUGAUGAACCCGGCGUGUCUUCUGGUGCAGGCUCUGCCAGUCAAAAUUACUUUGGCCGCCCAGAUAGGAAGGAAAAUCUUCUCGGGGAUAUGCCGGCAUUGGAUUUGCUGAACUUGGAGAGGAACGAGGGGAGCCAUGCAUCUCAAGAUCUUAGCGUGCUUUCCGCUGCAUCGGGCGACAUACGCAACGUCGUAAAGACUAUCGUUGACGUUCCUAAUACUUAUACCGGGACAUUGACGUUCGUUGUGAACGAUUCCAACUUCGACGUUGUGGCCAGAAAUGCAAUCCUGCUUCUCACGGCUUUCAAUCUUCCACCUGAAGAAGCGACGCCGAUCAUGCUCCAUUUGUGGUAUUCUGCUUUCAUCCCGGCGGAGAUCUUGGAAGCGGUACAGGAAAAGCUGCUGCCACUCGUUGACCAUGUGUGCAGAAAAAUACGUAAGCGUCCAAACAAUGAAUUCUCAAUGAUUUGGAGGCGCGGCCAAUGUUCGCUGCGUCUAGUCUUGCAGAAGGGCAAAUGGUUUCGGCUGCGUCAGUUUUUCAAGGUCCCGGACAAUAUGUCGGUGGAGAAAGCUAUGGGCAUUCGUCAGGAUACAACAAUGGCUAUCCACAAAUUGGAUUCCGCUCAGCGUGUAUACUACUCCAACCCACCGUUCUGGCGCGUCUCGAAGUUGAAGUUCCGCGAGGAUGGUAUUGUGCUGCCCUUUGGCUCAUGUCGUGCAAAGUUUAAUACUCCAAAUCCGACGCUGUUCUUCGAGAGCAAAGGCUGGCUUCUGCCAGAUGUUGCCGACCCUCUGGAGGGCUGGUGUCUUGAGGACAUCUUGGUAAAGACUCCCCUGGCGAAAAAUGACCUCUAUGGCGCUCUUUUCUUUUAUCUGAGGGAUAUCAUUUUCAAAUUUUGUCGUCGCGUUUCGGCUAUGGAGUGUCAUAUCGAUCUCUUCCAAGUCAGAGCGGCAUACCUUCCGGCCAUGGCUGGAGGGCCAAUAUUUGAUAGGAUUGAGCUUUCCAACCUCGCCGACAAAGAAUACUAUGGGAUCGGACACUGCAUCGGUGCGUUUGGUGUCAUGCUCAAAGAGAAAUCUAAGAAUCCGCAUGCAACCAUGUUGACUCUAUUCAUGAACGCGGUCGACGGCAAGCCAAAGCCUAACAACGUGACCAAGAACAGUCUUGUCAAGAAGGCAAAUUUGGAGCGAUAUAUUCCAGGAAUCUCAGAGCUGAAGCUCUCCCCAUCUCCGUACGAUCCGGACAAGUUCAAGAUCGUAGAGGGUCUAGCGCUUCUGCGGAAUCCAGAAGGGCAGUUUCAUCGAUACAUGCAGGUUAUGGAGUUCUCGAAGUUGAGCGAGGCUUUCGAGAUGGGGAUCAAGGGGGUUAAUACCAUAGCGCCCAAGUGGCCUCUGCGGCUUCGAGAGAAUGCUACGAAGGCAGAGUUUGAUGUGUUGCUGGCAUCUGCGAAGAACGGCACACCGCGGUACGUGGAGUGGACUCAGGCGAAGUAA
Messenger RNA from Coccidioides posadasii C735 delta SOWgp, 1734 nucleotides. RefSeq lists its product as uncharacterized. The record is from RefSeq and is a predicted model, not a curated record. NCBI's taxonomy places the organism in Eukaryota, Fungi, Ascomycota, Eurotiomycetes, Onygenales, Onygenaceae.